This is a messenger RNA of Microthlaspi erraticum, 1035 nucleotides long. NCBI's taxonomy places the organism in Eukaryota, Viridiplantae, Streptophyta, Magnoliopsida, Brassicales, Brassicaceae. The record is from the annotation of a GenBank genome assembly.
AUGUUACUUCCGGAGGACGUCAUCGUGGACAUCAUAGCGCGUGUAAGGAGAUGCGACUAUCCAAAUCUCUCCCUCGUUUCUAAGAAUUUUCGGUCACUUGUUGCGUCGCCUGAGCUAUACGCGAGACGGUCCCUGUUGGGCUGCACCGAACAAUGUCUCUAUGUUAACGCUGAGCUCGAGAACAGCGAAACCCCUGAGGACCGUUUGUAUAUUCUCCGCCGGAAAACAAACGGAAAUCACCGCUUGGUUCUUAUCCCUUCGCUUCCCGCUAUGCCUAGGAAUGGAAAGUACGUCACGGUGGGCUCGAAGAUAUAUGUGUUUGGUAGGAUAUAUAACCAUCACAAGACGAGAUCGAUUGCCUUAAGCAUCGAUUGUAUAUCUCACACGGUGCAACCCCUCCCGAGCAUGCCUAUAAACUUGAUUGUUGGAGUGGCUGACUUCAUCGAUGGGAAAAUAUAUGUAUUUGGAUCUGGCGAAAAUGACUUGAACAAGGUUAAGAUGCUGGUGUUCAAUACAGAAACACAAAUUUGGGAGAAAGAUAUCAUAAAGCCAGACGUUGAUAUAGAUCUCAAUUGGCCUAGAUACGUGGUGGUGAUGCAUAAGAUGUAUGUGAGAGUUAGUGAUAAAACCUUUGUUUACGAGCCAAAUGAGAGUAAAUGGGGAACCGACGAGAUGCUGAAUUCAAAGAGGUGGGAGAAUGCUUGUGCGGUCGAUGACGUAAUGUACUAUUACAGUUGCUUGGGGAAAAAGUUAAGAACUUAUGAUCCAAAGAAGAGGUGUUGGGGAGUGGUUAAUGGUUUGGAAGAGGCGGAGAAGAGAAAUUCAUGGUGGUCAGAUACUGUGAAUUACGGUGGGAAACUUGCUUUGUUUUUCCCUGAACUAGAACUAGAAAGAAGAACACGUCAGAUUUGGUGUGCUGAGAUUUCACUGGAAAGAAGACAAGGAGGGGAGGUUUGGGGUAAAGUUGAGUGGUGUGAUCAGAUUAUGGUUCCUGAGAAUUUUUUCUUGAUAAAAGCUCUAGCUGUUAUGGUUUGA